Gopherus flavomarginatus (Mexican gopher tortoise) is the source of this 4297-nucleotide messenger RNA. Its product is annotated as protein mono-ADP-ribosyltransferase PARP12-like. The coding region runs from base 16 to 1977 and encodes 653 amino acids. The record is from RefSeq and is a predicted model, not a curated record. Gene Ontology annotation, molecular function: metal ion binding; NAD+ poly-ADP-ribosyltransferase activity. The transcript is spliced from 11 exons. Lineage: Eukaryota; Metazoa; Chordata; Testudines; Testudinidae.
UCGGAGCUGCCCGGGAUGGCCCGCCCCGCGCUGCCCAGCCAGGCGCUGCAGGCGCUGUGCUCCGCGGGCGGCUCCCUGGAGCAGGGCGAGCUGUCGCGGCGGCUGCCGGCCCUGGGUCCCAGCCUGGACAGCCUGUUGCUGACGGAGCCGGAGCGGUUCACGCUGGUGACCCGGCCGGGGCCCUGCUCGCCCGGCGGCCCGCCCCAGGAGCAGCGGGUGGUGGUGGCCACUAGCGCGGUGCGGCUGUGCCAGGAGCACGGCGCGCCGGGAGCCGGCUGCGGGGGCCAGUGCGGCCAGCUCCACAUCUGCCGAUACUUCCUGUACGGGAACUGCCGCUACCAGCGCACCAGGAAAGAUUGCAAGUUUGUUCAUAACUUUCAGUCAGAGCAUAACCUCCGUGUCCUAAAAAGACAUGGUCUUGAAAACUUAAAUGAUGAUGAGUUGCGUCAGCUCCUGCUUCAGAAUGAUUCUUCGCUGUUACCUGAGGUAUGCAUGCAUUAUAACAAAGGUGAUGGACUCUAUGGGUCUUGUACCUUCAAGAAGAUCUGCACCAAACUCCAUAUGUGCCAGUACUACUUGCAGGGAGAGUGCAGAUUUGGCAGUAGUUGCAAGCGAUCACAUGACAUUUUUAAUCUGGAGUGUUAUGAAAAACUGGAGAGGCGAGGAAUGAGCCCGAACCUGAUUGCCAAACUCCCCUCUAUCUUCAGGAACAUGUAUGACAUCAAAAAUGGCACCUCUUCACCAUGCAAAGCGAGAAGAGACAGUCUUAAUCAGGGAUCCCAGAAUGCAAAUAGUAAUGAAGAAUUAGAUGAGAUCUGCUUGUACUACAUAAGGAAAAGUUGUAGCUUUCAAGGACUGAUGCUAACUUUAUUUAUUUAUUUUUUUUUUUACCCUUUGGCCCUCUCACACAGGUUUUCAUAUAGUGGCUUGCAGUAUAUAUCUUUUCAGAACAUGACCUAUGGCUCUGCCAAAGUUAGGCGCCUCUCCACAGCAUCGUCUGUGACCAAACCCCCUCACUUCAUUCUAACAACAGAUUGGCUCUGGUACUGGAAGGACGAAUAUGGCAUGUGGCGUGAAUAUGGAACAGAAGAUGAUGAUCAUGAUGCUUCCACUGUAUGCAGCGGUGACCUGGAGCAUGCUUAUCUAGCAAAAGUGUCUCCAACGUUGCAGUUCAAAGCUGGAAGACAUGAAUAUGAACUCAACUUUAAAGCCAUGAAUCAGAGAAACCUUCGCUAUAAGACACAGAGAGAGGUUUGCAGGAGACCCAAAUUCCUCUCCCCGCAAGACGUGGAAAAACAGAGAAUCAGUGGUGUUGAGCAUUCACAGGAAGAAUCCAUUCCAGCUCACUGGGACAAAUCAGCUUUACCAGAAUUGGGAUACAAGCUGAUCAAACUUCUCAGCUCUUCUGACGAAUACAAGAAGGUCCAGGCUGACUUUCAGCGCACAAUGCCCAAAACAGUCAUUCGAGAGAUUCAGAGAAUCCAGAACCCGACUCUUUGGAAAGUGUAUCAGUGGCAGAAAGAGCAAAUGCAGAAGACUAGUGGAGGAAAGGAUGUGUGUGAAAGACUCUUAUUUCAUGGGACCAGUAAAAAGCAUAUAGAUGCCAUCUGCCAGCAGAACUUUGACUGGAGAAUCUGUGGUCUUCAUGGGACAGCUUAUGGCAAAGGAAGCUACUUCGCAAGGGAUGCAUCGUAUUCUGAUAACUAUAGCAAGACCAACUCAAACGUCAAGACCAUGUUUCUGGCUCGGGUCUUGGCGGGGGACUUUACCCUUGGUAGCUCUUCCUAUCUUCGUCCUCCCGCUAAAGACAGUGGAAACAGUUUCUAUGACAGCUGCGUGAAUAGCCUUUCGAAUCCAUCUAUCUUUGUCAUCUUUGAGAAACAUCAGAUUUACCCUGAAUAUCUGAUUGAAUACAUGGACCAGGCGGUGGCAACUGCUCUGUCAAUGGCUGCACAUGCUGCUUAUUUUCAGAAUUGACUUAACUGAGGAGAGUUUUUUGUUUAAUAAAAAUGUGCCCAGUACAUUGUAGACACAUUUAGACUCUCCCCUCUGCUUGUAACAGUAAGCAGAGGUGACGAUCUUAAGAAAUUUUAGAAAAGACCUAGUAUUUUUAUGAGUUUUUAAAAUCCAGGCUUUAUUCCUAAAUUUCUCUGGUGGGGCUAACUUGUUUUUUCCCACUGUUAGUCUGUUCUAGGGGAUUUAGUAAAUCCAGUAGAUGUUCAUGAUUCUUGCAAUGUGAGAUGAAGUAACAGAAAAGCAGGUGGUUGUGAUGUCAUAUGAAAUUCUUCUUUAAAAAAAAAGUAAUUAUGUUUUCAUUAGUUCUCCCCCAGUGAAAUUAGCUGUGAAACUAGUGAGCCAGGGCAGAAUCUGCACAAGGCUUCUUGUGGGCAAGCAAUUUGUUUAAUAGUUUCUUUGGGACUGUUGCACACAUGGAGCUCCUGUAGAUCACUGCUGCCACAUCAGGGUGACCUCCUACAACCCUCUCCUUGCUAAGGGUUUCUCCUCCUAAUACCUCAGGCCUGCUAAGCCCCAAAUGUGGGUUAAAAAUAAAAUAAUGCAGGAAUCUUUAAAUCUGUGGUUACAUUAGUUUGAUUCAGGCUUUGCGAUGUUAACAUAAAUGAGAGAGUUGUGUGUUGUGGUUGGAACAGCAGCAAGCUUAGGUGUACAAGAAGGGACACCAAAGCAGUUGGUGUGUGUUCUUUCUCCUCUCCAGUGGAAUUACUUCAGGCAAAAUAUCUAAGAAUUUCUCUUUCCUCCUCUUUUCUCUUUUAGACUUUCCGUAGAAUUGAUGUUUUUCUGACAUGGUGAGAGAGAUGUGACUGCUACAGCUUUCUGUUAUUAUCUGUUCCGAGUUGUCAGAGGUGGUGUAUAGAUACAUGUUUGAGUUAUUUAAAAGCAUGAUUCUACUUUAAGAAUCACUGUGGGGGUCAUGUUUAUUGUCUCGGUGGCCCCAGAUUAAAAGAGUUUUUACAAGGCUGUUUUUCCUAGCUGUCAGCCCUGCAAACUCAACUCGGGGAUCUAAGCAUUGAGUGAGGUUCUUUCCUCCUCCUUCAUCAAUGCCAGUAAUACAGGUUCCGUAGGUCAUGUCGUAUGCCUUCAGUGACAUCUGUGCAAAUCCACGAUAUUCUGUGGGGGCUGUACAGGUUUAAGUGAUUGGGCCUGUAAUGGGAAUAUAGAAAACAAUUCUGUUGAUGUAUCAGAAAGGAUAGGAUCUAGUUCACUAUUUAUCUUGGCUCUAUUCAUUCUUGUAUGUUAACUGGAGUCAAAAGCAAUCAAAACUCUGACACUAAAGUCAGCUGUCUAGUUCUUAUAGAUGCAAGGAACAUAUAGACAGAGUAAAUGUACCAUUUCACAUACAGUAAUUGCAUUUCAGAAUAGAACUGCACUUCUGAGCUUUCCUCGCUUCUGGGAGGCUUUCCCCUUCCACCUGUUAACUAACGUGAAUGAAAAGUUAAGCCUGGAAUUAUAAUACAUUCCCUUCUGGGGUGUAUUUAUGUGCUGGGUAAAGCUCUGUCCAAAAGCCUGCUGCAAUAUGGGAGAGCAGAAGAAACUUCAGAAUCCUAAUAAUGCCUCUGAUUAUCACUAGUUGCUUACACUGCAUGGAUCUCUUCUGACUUCUCCAGCUAUCUUCUGGUAAAGAUUGGAAGCAAGUGCUGAAGGUGGAAACGCUGCAAGGACUUGUAUGUCAAUAAAACUGUCCAUAUGUACACAAAAUAAACUAUAGUGCCUAAUGCCCUGCUGUGAACAGCUGAGCUGCUUAGUUUUUUGAUCACGCUGCUACAACUAACAAAUGAAUGCGUUACUAUAGAUCUGUGAGAAUUCUGGAUGAACCACUAAAGCUUUCCAUACCUUUCACUGUCCGUACAUGUGUGUUCUGGUAGGGAAGGGUUUAAUAAGACUUUUAUUGGUACCUGGAAAUGUAAGCAGCUGUAUUCUUCUCAUUUGCAAUCGUGGUAUUGGUGACUGAAGCUUAACAUUUGCAUUGCUUGGAGAGAGGAAACUACUACUCAGUAUGAUUCCUCUCCUUUGUAAUUGUUGGGAACGGUGGGGUUACAGCAGCUAUCUUUCAGUUAUAAUAAAUGCAUUGGCUAGUCAUGUAUUCCAAGUGCCUCAGGAUUUCCAUGAGGAAAAAAUGUCUAACUGGAAGAGAUCUGUAGCCCUUGUUCUCAAUGUUUUUAAUGUUUGAAAUCGAAAUUGAAUCUUCUUAUUCUCAGCCGUAUGUAUGAUACUUUCUGUGGCAAUAUGUAUGGCUCCUCUUUUUUUAAUGCAAAUUAAAAUAUUUUGAACUGAAAACUGA